Molecule: messenger RNA, 753 nt
Organism: Fusarium oxysporum Fo47
Lineage: Eukaryota; Fungi; Ascomycota; Sordariomycetes; Hypocreales; Nectriaceae
Exons: 3
Coding region: 1-753 (250 amino acids)
Source: RefSeq, a predicted model, not a curated record
AUGGCCUUCGCUGCUCUUUUCUUACCGUUUCGUCUUGUUGGUGUCAACGCUGGGCCUUACAAGCCGUACUCCUCGGUCGCUUUGUCCUCCACGAUUGCUGUCGAAACCACUGCGACAACUCUCGAGACUACAUCCUCGAUAAUCACUGCCGAUGUCACUGAUACCACCGAUUUUCUGGAAACAACUGUCACCGAGCCUGCUACCGGCUCCACAGAGACUACCGAUGCUCUCGAGAGUACCAUCACCGAAUCUGCGACCGACACCGCUGCUGGACCUGGACCUUGCGUUGAGACUCAAAUCCUUGGCAACCCCAGCUUUGACGACAACAACGAUGGAUCCCCAUGGGUCUUUGGUGCUGGAGUCACUGUCUCUCAAAUAGACCCCCGCUCGGCCCCCAACUUUCUUUACAACACGAUAAACCAAGGCCGCACACGCACCACUUUCUCGCAGUCUCUCCCCGCCCUUGGCCCGUACCUGUAUCGGCUGGACUACUAUUUCAAGUUGCAAACCGCCAUCCAAGGCCGCGGCUUUUCCUGCCAGCUGACUCCCAGCAUCAACGGCCAGACCCUCCAGUCUAGCGCCACCUUGACCGACAGUGGCCCCUACGAUCAGAGGUUCUCAAGCCAGUUUUUCACCGCUCAAGACCAGGGCUCGCCUGCUACCCUGUCUGUGUCAGUACAGUGCCAGGGCUCCUUCAACACUAUUAUCAUCGGUACCGACGAUUUCUCGCUCACGCGCACUUGCGGUAACUAG